Molecule: messenger RNA, 411 nt
Organism: Mycotypha africana
Lineage: Eukaryota; Fungi; Mucoromycota; Mucoromycetes; Mucorales; Mycotyphaceae
Exons: 5
Coding region: 1-411 (136 amino acids)
Source: RefSeq, a predicted model, not a curated record
AUGUUUGCAGUAUACCUUCAGUUUCAAAUAGACAUAAGCAAUCUUCAGCUUCGUAACAAAGCUUGGACCGUGUCAUUUGAUUCUGCUAAAGAGUAUAUGAAUCUAAAGCAACUUUUAUGCUCAACAAAACCUGCAAUUGCAGAACUUUCCACUAGACAGGUCGAUGUUGUAGCCUUUAGAGAAGGGCUCUCAAGGAAGAGAAAUGUGUUUUGGACUGAAAAAAUGCCACCAGUCCAGUUUUAUUCUAGAAAAUGUCCAGAACAAACACUGGCCUAUCAGAUCUUCAAAACAGAUCUUGAAAACGAUUGGAAGUUAUUAGUGAAGGUACUUCGUGAGCAGCUGCAACUGAGAAGACUCAAAAUGAAAAGCAGCGAUCUAUACAAGAUGCUAGAUGCUCUACGAUGCAUGUAG